UUGAAAGGCCCAGGUGUACGUGACCCGGAUGUAUUUCAUGUUAGCGCAGCGGCUAACUGCCUGGUAUGCAAGCGCGUAAAAACGUAGCGAGGUGGCCAAAAACGUGAGAAUAAGAUGCGCUUUCAUCCUUUUGGACUUCGUAGUUUUGACACCGGCAUGUAUCGCUAGUUUGCCAGUAUGUCGAUUAGAUGAAUCUAGAUUAUUAUUGCCGGUGUGUAUUUGACUGGAUAAGUGCUUGUUUUCGUGCUUUGCCGCCAUGGCUUUCCUUUAGGAAAUUUUAAGGAGGCCAUUUUUAAUUUGACUGAACGCAUGAUUGUUAUUAUUUGUAGUAUUUUUCGUCCGCGAGACAGCACUAGUAACCUGCUGCCACAUGUCUAAACCAAAGGGAGAAGCGCAACCCCUACGUUUCGGCCAGGUGGUGAUCGGACCGCCGGGUUCGGGCAAAACCACUUACUGCCAGGCCAUGCAGGAGUUCCUCGGCCACCUCGGGCGCAAAGUAGUUGUGGUCAACAUGGACCCGGCCAAUGAUGGCCUCCCGUACUCUUGCGCCGUGGACAUCGCCGAGCUGGUCACGUUGGAUGAUGUCAUGGGCGGCCUGAAGCUGGGGCCCAAUGGCGGCCUCCUGUACUGCAUGGACUACGCGGAGGCCAACUUGGACUGGUUGGAGAUAAAGCUGAAGGAGCACAACGACUGUUACUUCUUGUUUGACUGCCCCGGGCAAGUGGAGCUCUACACGCACCAGACUUCGCUGAAAAACAUAUUUACGCGGUUAGGAAAGUGGAAUUUCAGGCUAACAUGUGUGCACCUCGUGGACUCUCACUACUGUACGGACCCGGCCAAGUUCAUCUCCGUGCUGUGCACCUCGCUGGCCACCAUGCUCCACGUGGAGCUCCCUCACGUCAACGUCCUCUCCAAGAUGGACUUGAUUGAGCAGUAUGGCAAACUAGCAUUCAACCUCGACUUCUACACCGAAGUUAUGGAUCUGAGCUAUCUACUGGAGCACCUCGCCGCAGAUCCCUUCUUCAAAAAAUUCCGCCACCUGAACGAAAAGCUGGCGGAGGUCAUUCAGGACUACGGCCUCGUCUCGUUCGUCUCUCUCAAUGUGCAGGACAAAGAGAGCAUGAUGCAGGUGUUGCGGGCCGUGGACAAAGCCAACGGCUGCUGCUUCGGAGACCUGGAGGAGAGGAAUCUGCAGGCCAUGAUGUCAGCCGCCGUGGGGGCAGACUUUCAGUUCGCCUCCACUCUUGGAGUUCAGGAGCGCUACGUCGGAACCAGCGGAAAGACGGUAGAGGAGGAACUGGUGGACCUUUGACCUCGUCCGGGUUCGGAACUCCUUCAUGGGAAAAAAAAAAAACAAAAAAAAAAAACAA
This is a messenger RNA of Syngnathoides biaculeatus (alligator pipefish), 1370 nucleotides long. It is a transcript of the gene gpn2, whose product is annotated as GPN-loop GTPase 2. Gene Ontology annotation, molecular function: GTPase activity. NCBI's taxonomy places the organism in Eukaryota, Metazoa, Chordata, Actinopteri, Syngnathiformes, Syngnathidae. The coding region runs from base 371 to 1312 and encodes 313 amino acids. The transcript has 5 exons. Gene Ontology annotation, cellular component: cytoplasm. The record is from RefSeq and is a predicted model, not a curated record.